CCUUCCCAUAAGCCAUCGUGUCUCUUGAGCCGCGCGAAUAAACCGUUAAGUGGAACGCACCGUGGUUGCGUAGGGCUGAACAUGCGUCACGCACAAUAUGACGCUUUUGGCAUACAACUUCGACUUUGCCUUUAGAAUUUGGAUGGCUUUCGGAACUACGCAAUGUUUUUAGAUAAGGGCGAAGCGUAAGGCCCAUACAUUAUUUGAAUGAUGCUAUUGACUGUUAAUAAAUGCAUCACGCUAUAUCGAUAAGCAGAACCCAAAGCUCCGCAUGAAAUAAAACCACAUAACCAGCCUUCUGCGAGUGACGUCCGAGAGAAUUGUGAUGAUGUACCCUUAUCCAAUGAUAUACCAAUAGAAGUCAAAAAGUUAACGUGUGAACCUCGCAAGCAUGGUAAUGGCAGAGCACGCCAUUCGAACUACAAGGACCCCUAUAAAAGUGGGAUUUUAUGAUAUAUUACGGACAAUAGGACGGGGAAACUUUGCCGUGGUCAAGUUGGCGAGACAUCGCAUAACGAAAACGGAGGUUGCCAUUAAAAUCAUCGACAAAUUGAGGCUCGACCAAUUAAAUCUUAAGAAGAUAUACAGGGAAAUCCAGAUUUUAAAACUUCUCAAUCAUCAACAUAUAAUUAAGCUUUAUCAGGUAAUGGAAACAUCUUCCACAAUUUACCUUGUUUGUGAAUAUGCAAGAAAUGGUGAACUAUUUGAUUAUAUAACUGAACAAGGUCGAUUACCUGAAGAAAAGGCAAAGAAAAUGUUUUGGCAAAUUUUAACAGCAGUUGAAUACUGUCAUAAAAAUAAUGUUGUUCACAGAGAUUUGAAAGCAGAAAAUUUAUUACUCGAUUCGAACAACAAUGUUAAGUUAGCUGAUUUUGGUUUCAGCAAUUUUUAUCAAUCUGGUAAUAUGUUGAGUACAUGGUGUGGAAGCCCACCCUAUGCAGCACCUGAGGUUUUUGAGGGAAAAGUAUACGAAGGACCACACUUGGAUGUUUGGAGUCUGGGAGUUGUUCUGUAUGUUUUAGUUUGCGGAACUUUUCCAUUUGAUGGUUCAAAUCUCGCAAAUUUGAAAGAUCGAGUAUUGGGAGGUCGUUUUAGAAUUCCAUACUGGAUGAGUCAAGAUUGUGAAAAUCUUGUACGUCGAAUGUUGGUAAUAAAUCCUAAGAAGCGUCUUACAAUAUCACAAAUUAAAAAACACAAAUGGAUGCAGGCACAUAAUCCAAUAAUUGUUUUAGCACAAACAAAAAGUUCACCUCAGUUACCCAGAAGAGGAAAAUUAUCAGAAUAUAAUGAACAUGUUCUAAAAAUUAUGCAUGGACUUGGAAUAAACAGACAAAAGGCACUUGAGUCAUUAAACAUGUCAGCUUAUGAUCACUUAUUUGCAAUAUAUCAUCUGCUGGCGGACCGAUUGAAAUUACAUAGGACAAGUUUUCCACUUGAUUCAUCAAUUUCCUAUGAUGGAGGACGCAGGCGACCUUCAAAUGUUGCUGACCAGGCACUUUCAUCGAUAACACAUGCAGGCCCUUCACUGUCAGCCCAUACUGAAUUUAAUACAAUGAUGCAAGACAAAACAACAGCUGUUUCAGACAUGCAAUUUGAUGACAUGACAACAGGUCUACCUACUGUUCAGCGAUCGCUUGCUGCACCAAUUCGCUAUUCUUCACCACCAUUACCACAAAUCAGAAUGUCAAUGUAUGAAGAAAAAGAACAAUUGCAAAUUAAAAAUGCAGCCAAUUAUAGUUCACCUCUCAAUCCAUCUUAUGUGCAGUGCCAAAAUGAAGAUAAUUCAUCAAUACCCAAUAGCAAUUCACCGAACACACCAUAUACAUCUGCCAAUUAUAGACAUAACAAUGUGGAAAUGGGAGAAACUAAUUUGGGAGGUUACAAUUUAAACCAAAGACGACACACUCUCAUGGUACCAAGUCCAAGUCAGAUGCAAAUGUUACGAGCUGGAAUGACUUCAGGAAAUGAAGUACCGCUACAAAUAUCUCCACAUACAAGCACUGCCAAACUCAGUAAAUCCGGAGAUGAAAUGACAUCAUAUGGGUAUGCAGCAGAAGCACAAAAUUACCUAACUCAUUGUCAAAAUGAUGUUACAGCAUGUAUUCAAAGCAGUGAGGAAAAUACAUGUAAUAAUCCUGCAUGUCGAUGCAAACAAAUGAAAGUUGGGUUCUCAGACAACCAUAGAAGAGGAAAUCUAUUACUACCAUGCAAAAAUUUACCUACACCACCUGAAUUAAAUUUUGGUCAAAAUGAAGUGGAAGAAAGACCUGGUUUGCAAUAUCGACGCAGGUCUGGUAUGCCACCUCUCCCACCAAGCUUGCAAAUUGAUCAAGCCAACAGAGAAGAUUUUGAAGAGGAACAGAACAAUGUUGAGGCAAAGGCGGCUUUCAUUAUGAAACAAAGACAAAAGAUGGAUUCUUCACCUAUAGGGUUCAGGGAAGGCAGACGGGCAAGCGACGGCUUGCUAUUACUCGGUGAUAAUAUGUUGAAAGAACAUUUGCAAAAGUUAGCUCGUGCUAAGGCUGUACCUGAAAUGACAGUGGAAGAUUCAGAAGAAUCAUGGCAAACAAGAGGAAAUUCAACGAAAACCCAUCAUUACCUCCAAGUUCCUAGACCUGUCAAUCGAACAAAUAGUGCAGAAGGUCAGACUUCACCACAACUUCAAUCAUCACCAAGUACAACACCAGUUGGAAGUGGAAGCAAUAUUUCAUAUCAACCUUAUAAUAAUAACCAGAGUUUUGCGAGAAGACGAAGUUUACAGGCUCAGCACAUUCAAAUCAGGAAUGCUACAUUACCUCAGCAACACGAAGCACAAGAUGUAUGCAUACAAACCAAUGCCAACCAAUCCUAUGUAAGCCAACAACCACUAAAUCCACAGAUACAAGACAGUGAUAUUGAAAGACCAGGUUUUAUCCAAAUACCUGAAAAUAAUGCAAAGUACCAGUGGUCAUCUUGGAGAUCAGUCCAGGGUGUGAAUUUGAAUGAAGGUAUUCAAGAUCCAGCUUCAUCAAUGUGGCAUCAACUCAAUAUUAUUAAGUCUGGUAUAGGUUUGAAUGAAGCAGAAAUGUCAUCAAUAGCAGCGGCCGUUGCAUCAGAUGAAGUCUUGUCAUCUAAAGCUGCUGCUGCUCAACAACAACAACAGAGAGAAACAAUGACAAAACCUAUCAGACAACAGAGCCUACCUAUCACACCAUCUACAAAUCAUCCAUUCGGGGCAGGUCAACACCAUAGUUUGGCUCAAGUAUUGCAACAAAGAAGGUUACAAAGAAGAUUAAAAGUUGCGGCAACACACCAACAACAUAUGCCUGGUUAUCAACUUCCUCUUCCAGAACUUGAACAAUUGCGAAUUGACAACCCAGGUGCAUUCGGACACUCACAAAAUAUGCCAAUGAAUCCACAAAACACUGAUCAAGAAUGGUUGGCUUACUGGGGACACCAGGGCAUAAAAUAUGCAACUGCUGUUCAUGCCCCUGAGCUUACUGAAGGCUUGUUUGCCAACGAGGCAGCAGUACCCUCUGGACUAUCAGCCCAAGAAAUAUUAAACUAUCAAAACCCCGAACAAGCGGAACAAUUUGCUUUCAGGGCAUCUCCGGUACAAAAUAUGUUUUCGAGCGCGAUACCCAUUGAAGUAAUGGACAAAUUUGUAGACAAACAGUUUUCAUGGUCAUACGAUUCACCACCUUACAGAAAAUCACUCGAAUUCAGAAAAAAUAUACUUACAGUCGCGGAAAAUAUGUCAAACUCAGCUGAAAGACUGGAGCAUGCCAGUAACGAUGCAAUGGAGUUCGCUAUGUACUAAUAUCGUGCGGAACAUGAAUAAUCUGAAAACUUGAUGGGCGUGUUUUAUCCAUCUAAGUUGCACAACCCAUCGCCAAUGUUUAAGCAGUACAGUAGCAAUGAGCUUUCAGUGUUAUUCAAACUAUAAAAGUGUGAAUUUACCUAUGUCAUUAUAAUUUUUAUUUGUUCUUAUUACAUCUGAUUCUGUGUAUCAGAAAUUGUGUGUUGAAAAGCAAAAACCAAUAUUUGUAAUUUUAUGCUUUUUUUAAUUCACAAUUAAUUGUUCUGUGCUAUGCACUGUGCUAACAUUGAAGUGCUCAAUGCACACUGUCAUCAGAAAUACACAAUUACUGUAUCAUACUUUAUUCACAAACUUUGUUUUUUGUUGAAUUUUUGACGCAGAUUGUCACUUGUCCAAAUACAUCUUUCAACAUCAUGCUAUAAUUGUGAUUGAAAAAGUUGGUGCGGAAAUUUUUAUUGUUUCUUUUACUCCAAUUGCUUUCACUGUUGAGUGUUUUGUAUUUUCUGCUUUAAUAUCUUAUUGACAAGAUGUGAAUACUUCGAGUGCUUCGCAUACGUAUAUAUAUCGUGUUCAAGCCCCUCAGAAACAGAAGGUACCGGGUAUCCUAUUAAAUAUAUACUUCUGUUAUUACUGGCACUAUAUAGCCCAUACAGUGAAUGACUUUUAUACUUUAGUAUUAACAAAUUGUCAUGUCUGAUUUAUUUCUCACCUAUUCGAGUAUGUGGGUAUAGACGGUACAAUUUACUCUUGGAAGUUCCAAUUGAUGCUCUUCUUUACUUUGACAACACAAAAUUUAUAAUCAUUUCAGGAAGUGUUUGUAAGUAGUGUGUAGUAAUGUGAAUAUUUUUCAGUCCAUUGUCAUUGCAAUGGCGUAAAUUUACGAUCAGUUUUGCACUCUUCCCCCUAAAAAUUGCCAGUGUUGGAAGAGUGAAAUACGAAAUCAUGUAGUGUAUGCCUUCAAUUGUUUCAAAUUUGGUGAAUCUCAGAAUGUUUCAAUUAGAUUCAUUCACACUUUGUAUUGGUAUUUUCUAAUUUUUUUGGUUAUGUCGAAAUGAAUGCUGGAGAAUAUAUAUGAGCAUAUAUGCCAGUAUUUUAGGCUUGAUGUCUUUUCAUGCGCUUUUUUGUUCCUAUUUUCAUCAUAAGCACUGUGAAUACAUGGUUCUCAUGACAA
Messenger RNA from Styela clava, 4970 nucleotides. RefSeq lists its product as uncharacterized. Gene Ontology annotation, biological process: intracellular signal transduction; microtubule cytoskeleton organization; protein phosphorylation. NCBI's taxonomy places the organism in Eukaryota, Metazoa, Chordata, Ascidiacea, Stolidobranchia, Styelidae. Gene Ontology annotation, cellular component: cytoplasm. Gene Ontology annotation, molecular function: tau-protein kinase activity; ATP binding. The record is from RefSeq and is a predicted model, not a curated record.